AUGGGAACUUCCAUGCUAGAUUUACUUGGACAAGCUGACUCUGGUGGAGAUACCUUAUGCAAAGACUAUGCUGAGAAGGAGAAUACCAUAGCCAAAGCUCUGGAAGAUCUGAAGGCUAAUUUUUACUGUGAACUCUGUGACAAGCAGUACUAUAAGCAUCAGGAAUUUGACAACCACAUUAAUUCAUAUGACCAUGCUCACAAACAGAGGCUCAAAGAACUGAAACAAAGGGAAUUUGCUCGAAAUGUAGCAUCUAAAUCCAGAAAAGAUGAAAGAAAACAGGAAAAGGCACUUCAACGCCUGCACAAGCUGGCCGAGCUAAGAAAGGAAACUGUAUGUGCUCCUGGAAGUGGCCCCAUGUUCAAGUCAACAACUGUUACUGUGAAAGAAAACUGUAAUGAAAUAUCUCAAAGAGUUGUGGAUUCAGCUAAUAACCAGCAUGAUUUCAAAUAUACUUUGAUUCACAGUGAAGAAAACACUAAAGAUGUUACCACUGUUGCUGCAGAUCCAGAAAGCACAAAUAAUUAUACAGAGAAAAAUAACCAAGUUGGGGAUCAAGCCCAGGGAAUUCACAGACACAAAAUCGGCUUUUCUUUUGCAUUUCCAAAGAAAGCAUCUGUGAAGCUGGAGUCCUCAGCUGCAGCCUUUUCUGAAUACAAUGACGAUGCCUCUGCGGAGAAAGAAUUUAGCAGAAAAAGUAGAUUUGUCCCCAGUGCUUGUCAUCUUCAACUAUCUUCACUAACAGAUGCAGUUUUGAGUUCUGAGGAGAAAACUAACUCUUUUCAUCCACCAGAGGCAAUGAGCACUGAGAAAGAAGCUGCUCAAACUCAAGAGAUAAAAGAAGUUUCUAGUGAAAAAGAUCCAUUAUUAUUACCUUCAUUUUGCCAGCUUCAACUUCCUUUUACUUCCAAUGCAGAUGAUUGCCAAAAUUCAGUUCCAUUAGCAGAUCAAAUACCACUGGAAGAUGUUAGUAUUAAUGAAGACAUACCUGUGAGUGAUAAUAGUUCUGAAUUGUUAGGAAACCAAUCGACAGUUCUUGAAAUGGCUAAUGAUUGCAAAUCUGUGCAAGCUACCACAGAGGAAAACAUUAAAAAUAAUGAUGCAUCCACUAUUGAAAUUGAAAAUAAAAAUGAUCCUGAGACAGUGGACCCUUCAAAUACUAAAGAGGAUAAUAUAACCUUACAUAAAAAAAUAGAUCUAUGUAAAAGACCAUGGGAGCCAUUUGUACCUGUACUCAACAAACUUGGAUCAACAGUUCUUCAGUGGCCAUCAGAAAUGCUGGUUUACACAAAUACUGAGCCAUCGAUUUCCUAUAGCUGCAAUCCUCUCUGUUUUGACUUUAAGUCCACCAAAUUAAAAAAUAAUCUAGAUAAGAAUAAGGUCCCCUUAAAUGACCUUUCUUCUCAGCAGAAGGGAGAAGACUUUUGCAAGAGAUCAAUUUCUGAAUGCAAGGAUACAUCUCUUACAGAACUUACAGAUUGUGAAAUUGAUGGCAGCAAAACUGAAUACACACAAGUCACUCCUCUUUUGACUGAUGAUACUCUUCCUAGUAGUUGUGAUUCUGAAAGACAUGAGAAUAUAGGUCAGAGGUCUAAAAAUAUUUCCUGUGGGACAAAGAAAACAGAAAAAUAUAAUUUUACUAGAAAUCAAAUAAAGCAUAACACUAUGAAUGAGAAAUGCAACAAAAUAAGGUUGAAAGAUACUCAUGAACAUUGGUUCCAUAAAAGUAGAAGAAAGAAAAAAAGGAGAAAGUUAUGUCAGCAUCAUCAUGGGCAGAAAACCAAAGAAUCAGAAAGUUACUGCAAAAUGGAAAUGGAAAAUAGUUAUUCUGAUAGAAUUAGGAAAAAUCCACUGGAACCAAUUUCAGAAAGGCAGUAUGUAAUUGCAGGGCAAUUAUUAGACUCAUAUCAGUUACCUGAAAAAAAGCCUAAAUCAUCGUCUAUAUACUUAAAUGAAAAUGAAGAAAUGUGUAAAAUCUGGAAUAGUGACUACAAUAACAGUGAUGCCAUCAGUUUUAAAAACCACUGCAAAAAGAACACAAUACUUUUAAAAGGACAAUCACAUCCAACAAUGAUAUAUUCUGGGAAGCAUAAUUUAACAUACUCCAGAACUUACUGCUGUUGGAAAUCCAGACUGUCAAGCUGUAGUCAGGAUCACAGAUGCACAGCUUUUCAAAACAACACAGAGUGCGUGAGUCAGAAUCAGCCCGUUAAGAGAGCUUACAAUUCCCUCAUGAAUGAAUCAGAAAGAUUCCAUCGAAAACGUAGACAACAUUCAUACUGUUAUUCUUCAGAUGAAAGUUUAAAUCGACAGAAUUAUUUACCAGAAGAACUUUUGAAGCCAGCAAGAGCUUCGAUUGCUCCCUGUAAGCCUAAAAAGAAAAAAAGGAGAAAAAGAAGCAAAUUAUACAUGGGAGGUGAAACUUUGGAAAUCAAAGAAGAUACAGAUUAUUCCAUGAAAAGGAGUUCUUUAAGUCACCCAGAUGGGUUAACAAGUGAGGGACAAAAGGAAGAAAUAAAAUCACAAGAAGUUGCAAAUAUUGAAAGGAACUCAGAAGAACCAGACCAAGGAAAAAACAAAUUGGUUUUGCACCCUAGCAAUCCCCUGCCUUCUGAAGCCAGUGAUGAAACUGAGCAGUUAGUAGCACAGGCCACUUCUACUGAACUGUCAGAGGUUUCCAAUGCUCCUACCACAUCUGUCUAUGUAGCUAGUGCCCCAACGAAAGAAGCAAUUGGCAAUACUUUGCUUGAACACAAAGAAAGAAGUGAGACUGCAAAUAUAAAUGAAAAGCAAAUUCCUUUCAAGGUACCUAAUAUUGAAAGGAACUUUAGACAGUCACAGCCUAAAUCAUACCUCUGUCAUUAUGAACUGUCUGAGGCCCUUCCACAAGGAAAGAUGAAUGAGGCAUCAACAGAUUGGCUGUGCUAUAAUUCAGGAAUACUUAACACACAACCACCGCUACCAUUCAAGGAAGCACAUAUCAGUGGUCAUACCUUUGUAACAACAGAGCAAAUCCUGGCUCCGUUAGCUUUACCCGAGCAAGCAUUAUUGAUCCCACUAGAGAACCAUGACAAAUUCAAAAAUCUACCAUGUGAGGUCUACCAGCACAUCAUACAGCCAAACAUGCUGGCCAACAAGGUCAAAUUUACCUUUCCUCCAGCUCCUCUCCCUCCCCCGAGCACACCUCUGCAGCCUUUGCCUUUGCAGCAGCCCUUAUGUUCUACCUCUGUUACCACUAUCCAUCACACUGUUUUGCAGCAGCAUGCUGCAGCUGCUGCAGCUGCAGCCGCAGCCGCAGCUGCAGGAACCUUUAAAGUGCUUCAACCACAUCAACAGUUUCUUUCCCAAGUCCCAGCUCUGGCCAGAACAUCUAUACCUCAGAUCUCAGUAAGACCAGUAGGACCUAGGCUUUGUCCUGGGAACCAGCCAACUUUUGUUGCUCCUCCUCAGAUGCCAAUCAUUCCAGCUUCAGUUCUUCACCCCAGUCAUCUGGCUUUCCCACCUUUGCCCCAUGCACUCUUUCCUUCACUGCUUUCCCCACACCCAGCUGUCAUCCCUCUGCAACCCCUCUUCUAGUCAUUACCAUAAACCGGAAAGAAAAUACUCACAUGAAAACCAUUGCUCUAUGUGUGGGAGUUCCUCUCAAUGAAUAAUUGGAUAUAUAACUGGUGGAAAAAAAAAAAAAAAAGAAACUGGCCAAGAUAUGGCCUCAUUGAUUUCAAUUCAUUUACUGUAAGUGUAAUGAUGCAAAUAAAUUCUUAAGUUUCUGAUAUAUAACAUUAUUAAAGCACUGAAUAGUUUGAAAAUCAAUACUAUAUAUGCUGUAUAUUAAAAUGAUGUCUUAAGAGUAUGUAUAAUGUACAUAAAAUAUAUUUCUAGUACUGUAAUUUAUGUUAUAAAGUAUGCUUUCUGGUUUUUAUUUCUAAUCUUUGUGUAUUUGCACCUAUUUAACGUUUAGACAAAGCUGAUGGCACUAUGUUUUGUACCAUGUUCCUUGAAACUGUAA
Molecule: messenger RNA, 4006 nt
Organism: Sciurus carolinensis (gray squirrel)
Lineage: Eukaryota; Metazoa; Chordata; Mammalia; Rodentia; Sciuridae
Gene: Znf804a
Product: zinc finger protein 804A
Exons: 4
Coding region: 1-3576 (1191 amino acids)
Cellular component (GO): nucleus
Source: RefSeq, a predicted model, not a curated record